GCGAAUGGAUUACUGUCAGGGAGCUGAGGCGUCCAGGUACUACGCUCCAGAAAAUGCGCAGCUUCUAAGACGUGCUUGUAUUGCACGAUGCCCCACAUUGAGCUGACUAAAGGUGAUCGUGGAGCCGCGCUCACUGCUUAUUCUUCUAAGAUCUUCAGCCGACCAACACAGACAGCCUGCUUGAUGCGAAUCUGCUCCGGACGCUGCUGUGUUUGCUGAAAUGCUUGACUUAGCUGGAAGGGAUGGAAUCUGCCUAGAAUAUUGAUAGCCUACGGUUUGGCUAAUGCAUGCAUCCCCGCGACCUCUUGCGCCAGCAUAGACACCUCAGUUAGGCAUGUGGACGUCUUUAGACCGCGGACGCUGGGGGUUAUGUUGUCUAUCCCUCAUGGUGACCAUGGUCUGCGGUGCUCAAAGCGCCAACGAGCCAAGCAACAUGUCAUAUGUUAAAGCGACAGUGGACAAACUCCUUAAGGGAUAUGACAUUCGACUGAGGCCUGAUUUUGGAGGUGCCCCGGUGGACGUUGGCAUGAGCAUAGAUAUUGCCAGUAUCGACAUGGUGUCGGAAGUCAACAUGGACUACACCAUCACCAUGUAUUUCCAGCAGUCUUGGAGAGACAAGCGCUUGUCUUACACAGGCAUUCCGCUCAACCUAACUCUGGACAACAGGGUGGCGGAUCAACUCUGGGUCCCUGACACUUACUUCAUCAACGACAAGAAGUCCUUUGUCCAUGGUGUGACAGUGAAGAACCGCAUGAUCCGACUGCAUCCUGAUGGAACUGUGCUUUACGGUCUCCGGAUCACUACUACGGCAGCCUGCAUGAUGGACCUGCGUAGAUACCCCCUGGAUGAGCAAAACUGCACCCUGGAGAUUGAAAGCUAUGGCUACACAACUGAUGACAUUGAAUUCUACUGGCAGGGUAGCAGAUCAGUUACUGGGGUAGAGAACAUCGAACUCCCCCAAUUCGACAUCAUAGACUACCAAACCCUGUCUAAGAAAGCAGUAUUUGCCACAGGUUCCUACCCCAGACUAUCCCUGAGUUUUAAAUUGAAGAGGAACAUUGGCUACUUCAUACUACAAACCUACAUGCCCUCCACUCUUAUCACCAUCUUGUCAUGGGUCUCGUUCUGGAUCAACUAUGACGCCUCUGCGGCCAGAGUUGCAUUGGGUAUAACCACUGUGCUGACUAUGACCACAAUCAACACCCACUUGAGAGAAACUUUACCCAAGAUCCCCUACGUAAAGGCUAUUGACAUCUACUUGAUGGGCUGUUUUGUCUUUGUCUUCCUUGCCCUGUUGGAGUAUGCUUUUGUCAACUACAUUUUCUUUGGACGUGGCCCUCAUUUGCAGAAGAAGGUGGCUGAGAGAGCAGCUAAGACCAACAAUGAAAACAAGAGCCAACUGGAGAGUAACAAAGUGCAAGUUGAUGCCCAUGGUAAUAUCCUCUUAACCAACAUGGGCCUCCGCAACGAGAUGGGAGGGCCUGAGAUGAUGGGGGCUCUCGGGGACCCCCGGGCUACUAUGUUCUCCUACGACAGUGCCAGUAUACAGUACCGCAAGCCUAUGACCAGCAGGGACCUGUAUAGUCGACCGGCCAUUGACCGUCCCAUCGGCCACAAGAAGGGGCGCUUGAGGAGGAGGGCUUCUCAGCUCAAAGUGAAGAUCCCCGACCUGACAGAUGUCAAUGCUAUUGACAAGUGGUCCCGCGUCAUCUUCCCUAUUGCUUUUACCUUCUUCAACCUGGUCUACUGGCUUUACUAUGUCAACUAAGGUGGUACUAGACUGCCUAUGCAGCUCUACAGCCUCUGGCACUUUCUUUAGCUAGCUAGGUCUUGUACAGCGAGGGCAAGGAAGGGGAUUCAUUCAGCCCGUUUGUAUGACUUGAGUUAAGGAAUGUGAGGCGUUGCGGAUGUCUUUUCAGUGUAAAUACAAUUUAAUAUUAUAUAUAUAUAUAUAUAUAAAAGAAAACAUAUAAUUUAAUAAAUCCUCUCACCUUUUGCUGUAAUAAUCCAUACAGAAGAAAAGUAAAAAUUAGUAUGAAUCAAGAUGCGGUGGAGCUGUGCACUUGCAUUUCUAAGUCGUUUUGCCAACUAUGUAGACUUUGGUAACUCAAUUGUUCCUUCAGAAGGCAACGGCAUUUUAUUUAUUGGAACUCCUUUUCCUACUUAUUUCCUCUCACUAUCUGCAUGCUGACCAAACACAACUUUUGUUUGCCUCAAAGUUAAAAAAAAAAUAUGAGAAAAGAAUGAAAAGAAGCCCAGUGCAAAAACAAUGGGUAAUAAAGGCAGUUUUACUUGGUUAAAACCUAUCUUGUGAUUCAAGCAAAACUUAAGUUAAACUUCAUCCGGAGACUUAAAAAGGAAGUUGAGUGCUUAUCCUAUGAAACGUAGACCACUUUUGGUUCAACUAUGCUAAUACUAAAUUAACCAUUGUGUUUCCUGGGCAGAGCUAAUGCCUAACACUCUGAGUACUCCAAAAGCACCCUCCCUUACUCCAUUUCAUGCAUGCUCUGAUGUAGCAAUUUUUGGAUGGGUAAAAAUAUGUGCUGCAGUUUAAAUCCAGGCAUAAAUCUAGGCACAAGUCAUCUCUCAAAGCAAGGAUGCAUCUGAACAGUAUUUAAACUAGCCUUAGCCUGCAUGUAGACUAGCAUCAUCUAUAAAUUAGACUGAGCAAAUUGUUUCACCUAUCUGGUAUGCUGAAUUGGAGAAGAUCUAUAGAAAGGGAGGAAGGAAGAUAUUUUUUCUCUCCAAAUUGGGCCUUGAUCUGUGGUGCAGAUUUUUUUAUUUAAUUUGAUGAAGGGGUAUGAAUAACAUUUAUAACAACUUGCAUAAGACUUCAGAACACCCUCAAAGUUAUUGUGUCAGACUUUAUAAAGUAUUUAUAUACAUUUGUUUCAUUUAGUAUUUCAAAGUAAAUGUCCACACAAACCAUACUGUUUUCAGUCAAAUAUAUAUUCUUAAGAGUAUUUUUUGUUGUUAAACCCCAAUGUUUGAUACUUAUGCACGACUAAAAAGCCUGGUCUUGAUUCCGACUAAUCUUUGCAAAAGUGUUACUUUUUAUUAUUUGGUGGCAAAUCUCAGCUCUUUUUUGCCCCUAUUGCUUAAACGUUUUUGAAACGUCAGUACAUUAGUGAGUGUUUUUUAUAGAUUUACGAAUGAUUAUAUGCUUCCUCACAUUUAAAUUUUAGAUUACCAAAUUACAUUAUUUUUAGAAUGGUACAAUAUAACACAUAAAGGACCAUACCUCUUCCACAUACAGUAUUGCAGGUUAUCAUAUUCUCUGUGGCUAAAAUAGAGGUCCUAAUAUAAAAAUUACUCUCCAGUCUAUUCAUUUUUAAAACAUCCCUCUGUGGAUUUCAGCAAACGUGUGGAAAUGUAAACGUUGUGGCUACUAUUUUAUGUUGUAUGUGCGGUUUGAAGUUGCUAUAGAAAUUCUGGCUCUGGCAAUGGCUACAAAUGUAUCUAAAUCAAUUUGGCUGCCAAAUAUAUGAGAAAUAUUAAACAUUUUAUGACCUUUCA
Messenger RNA from Osmerus eperlanus (European smelt), 3516 nucleotides. It is a transcript of the gene gabrb1, whose product is annotated as gamma-aminobutyric acid type A receptor subunit beta1. The record is from RefSeq and is a predicted model, not a curated record. The transcript is spliced from 10 exons. Lineage: Eukaryota; Metazoa; Chordata; Actinopteri; Osmeriformes; Osmeridae. Gene Ontology annotation, biological process: nervous system process; regulation of membrane potential; chloride transmembrane transport. Gene Ontology annotation, cellular component: plasma membrane; neuron projection; synapse. Gene Ontology annotation, molecular function: extracellular ligand-gated monoatomic ion channel activity; neurotransmitter receptor activity; GABA-A receptor activity. The coding region runs from base 335 to 1768 and encodes 477 amino acids.